Amborella trichopoda is the source of this 833-nucleotide messenger RNA. RefSeq lists its product as uncharacterized. NCBI's taxonomy places the organism in Eukaryota, Viridiplantae, Streptophyta, Magnoliopsida, Amborellales, Amborellaceae. The record is from RefSeq and is a predicted model, not a curated record.
AAUGAGUCCCUAACAUGGUUAACAAAGCAACCCCAGUGCCCCCAUGGAGGCAAACUGGAUUAUCUCUUCACCAUCACAAAUGUUUCCGUGAGCUCCAAGUUUUGGGACACUGCUGUUUUCUUAAAAACUGAUACAGACAGGGAUGAACAGGAAGCUACCUUCAUCCUUGCUUGAGACCACAUGGGAGCAAAGAAGCAAUGCCCUUACCCACAUUCUCACUCUACCCACCACCCAACCUUCUCUCUCUUCCCAAUUCUUUGUAUCAAGCUGCAUCCCCUGUUUUAUUAAUUGGGAUUACCCACCCAUAUUUUGCAACAAACCCAAAAACCAGUGUCUCUCUCUUCACUGGAAAUGGGCUUUCUCACUCUUCCUUAGGAAAUUGGCCAACCUUGGGUUGCCCCAAACUUCAUGGAGGAGCAAAUGUCCAUUUACACAACCCCCACCACUGGUUCUUGCAAAGGGAGCAGAACCACCUCCAUUAAAGAUGGGGCCAGAGGAGAAGAGAGAGAUUUAUAGGAAGAUACUGAGAAGGAAGAGAUGGGUAAAGAAGGUUCCUUCCAUUAUUCCUUUCUUGGUUCCUAAUCUCUCUCUCUUCCUGAUGCUUUUGUAUGAUCCCCUGCCUCCUAAGAAGCCUUGAUAAGAUUUGUUGUAAAUCUCCAAAGCCUGCCUUUUUCUGUAUCUGAUGCUGUUUCUUUGUAUCUGUAUUUUUUUGAGAAGUAAUUAAUGUAUCAGUAUGCUGUGCAGUGAUUACUGAUGGCCUUUAUUUUGGGCUUUUCUCGGUUACAUGUUUGCUUAUAAGGGAAUGGAAUUUCCGUUGCCUAUUGGGUGUUUAA